Messenger RNA from Salarias fasciatus (jewelled blenny), 2356 nucleotides. RefSeq names its product URI1 prefoldin like chaperone (gene uri1). Bases 310 to 1824 code for a protein of 504 amino acids. Gene Ontology annotation, biological process: negative regulation of phosphatase activity; negative regulation of transcription by RNA polymerase II. The transcript has 11 exons. The record is from RefSeq and is a predicted model, not a curated record. NCBI's taxonomy places the organism in Eukaryota, Metazoa, Chordata, Actinopteri, Blenniiformes, Blenniidae. Gene Ontology annotation, molecular function: phosphatase inhibitor activity; transcription corepressor activity; chromatin binding.
CUGGUGUUGGACUUGCGGUUGCAUAUGGCGCAGCGACAGUGACGGGGACUAAAUAUCGAUAAUCUGUGGAUAUUACAAAAGCGUGGAUGUUUUUGGACGGCGAUGCAGAAGCCCUGAAAUGAGAGUGUGAGAUGAUAUCCCUUCGGAGAGUGUGGAUAACCACCACUGCCUCAUUGAUGACUACGAGCAGGACGAGUCUGAGGAAGAGCUGCUGCUGCAUUCAUAAACACUUCUUUAGGACUCACAACCCCUGAGCUUUUGUUGUGGGGGACGCUGCUCACUAAAUAACACAGAUUCUCGUUGUGCACGAUGGCUGAAAAGGGUAAAAUGAAUAUAGAGCAUCUCGGUGGAGUUUUCAGGCUCCGAGAGGAACACGAAAAGGUGGUGAAAGAUUGUGAAAGUCGGAUUCAACACUGGAAGAAGGUGUCAGGUGACUAUGAGGCCCUGAAUGAGCGCCUCAAAACUCUCCCAGAUCGACUCUGCUACGACAUCAUGGUGCCGUUCGGCCCUCUGGCCUUCAUGCCUGGGAAGCUGCAGCGCACCAACGAGGUCACCGUGUUGUUGGGUGACAACUGGUUCGCUAAGUGCUCCGCCAAGCAGGCUCAGAAAAUCGUGGAUCACAGGAUGAAAUAUGUGAAGAAUGAGCUGGAUGAGCUGUCUAAAACCAGGGAGAACUUUGAAGCCAGAGUUGGAUUUGCGAAGGACUUGGAAACGAUCUCAGCCAGUAAAGGCGACUACGUUGACAUCAGAGAGGAGGUUGGAAACAAUGACUCUGCUGUGGCCAAAGGAAAGCAAAGAAUAGCUCACAAACCAAACUCUCAGCCCAAGCGCGACGCCGUGCUGGACGUGAAGGAGGACGACGAGGAGGAGGACGGGGGACAGGGCGGGGACGGCGGCGGCGGGAGCCGGAGGGGCGUCCUGACCGAGCAGGAGCUCUGGGCUCGGCUGGAUGAGCUGGAGAAGCUGGAGGAGCUGCAGGAGGAGCAGGACAGGUUAUCCGACAACGCAGACAUGAACGGCGAAGACACGUCGACUUCGUCCUCGGAGGAGGAGAAGGAGGCCGACGCCGCUCCUCCGGUGAACGGCGUGAGCCUGAAGCCGAGCUGGAGCGCCGCGCCGCGCAGCAAGGCAUCGCUCAGCACAGACAGGAAGCAGGCAGACUGUGAGGAAGAGGAGGAAGAGGAGGAAGGCAGCUGUUUACCCACCAUCUUCUUUUCUCACACCGUUGAACCCAAGAAGGUGAGGAUAAAUACUGGAAAAAACACAAUGCUGAAGUUCAGCGAGAGGAAAGAGCAGAAGGAGCACUCCAAGAGGAAGAAGAAAAACGGCCACAACAACGGACACUCGCACCACGAACUUCACAAAAUCACAACACCAGCAGACAUUUACAGGGUCUUCGUGGACGUGAGGAACGGCGAGCCGGUUCCCAGGAAGUCCAUCCUGAAGUCCCGCAGUCGGGAGAACAGCGUCUGCAGCGACACCAGCGAGAGCAGCGCGGCCGACUUCGACGAGCGCCGCGUGAUGAUCGGCCGCAGCUUCAGCCACGACGAGGCCACGCACAGCGACACCAGCGACGGCGUCACGGAGGAGGACAGUCCCGUGGCGGUGCCGCUGCAGCCCACCAGCCGGUUCGAGGCCUUUUCGGGCACCGUGAUCGAGAAGGACCCGAUGCCUUCAGGCGUCCCCCAUCUGACCAUCUCCCCUCCCGCCCUGCCCACCAUACUGGAGCGGAAGCAGGAGGAGGCGCCGCCGGACCUCGUCCCGCCUCAGCCGGCACCGAAGAGGGUGUCCAAGUUCAAAGCUGCCAGAUUGCAGCAGAAGUGACUGUUAGAUCUUUUCUUCUUUUCACACGUAACUUCUUGAUUUUUGUUCCCAGGCCUUCGUUUUCUUCUCCUUGACUGUGAACUGUAACCCUUCUCACCUUUCUCCGCCACAUUUCAUGCACUUAACAUGGUUUCUGUAUUUCCAAGACAUGAUCAGUAGCAACGAAUUAGCCUUGCGUGUGACACCGCUUUCAAACCAGCGCCACAGAACAAGAAGCACUCGCCGCUCCAACACUUUUCGGUUAAACUUUCUGGACAGUUUGAGUUCCGCCGCUGUAAUAAUGAUCUCCUGUCGAACCGCGUUCUUCCCCGGCUCGGUACAGCUGUAGGUUUCCCUCGCUCGGGUUGACGCUGCCUUGUUUGUUUUCUUCUUUAAAAGUUUUGAUCAUGAAACAGGUCCGGACGCCCUGCUUGCUCUUCUUUUACCUACUUUUGACCUGCCUAAUGAAUGUACGUGUUCAUUUGUGACGAGCUUUAUGUAAAGACGACAAAAAAAAUAAAUAAAUAUUGAUGACAAUAAAGGAUUUUGACUA